AUGACCACAGAGUCCGAUUCCGUCGAGAUGUAUGGUGAAAACGGUUCGAAUACGACGACCGCUGGUGCCGCUACUGCUGCUGUUAAUGGCAGUAUCGAUACUGAUGAUUCAAAAAAAGGACAAAUGACCAAUGGUAUGACUAAGGAUUCGAAGAUAGGUGCGGCGACAACGGGCACCAAAAAUUUGGCUUCACAACCACCUCCGGCAAUCCCACAUGUGGAGAUCAACCAGGUGUCAUUUUCUUUGGUUAUGAGAAAUUUGACUGUAUUUACCAUUAAGGAGGUUUCACAGUUUAUGAAGACUAACGUUCAUGUUAAUCCAACUGAACCAUCUACAACGAAGAAAUUACAGUUUUUGCAUAUGAUUAUCUUUCUAAGAAAUCAAUAUUUGAAAAUUUACGUUUUAGUUAAAUGGUGCCGAACCAUUAAGAAUAACAAUUUUCAUAUGAUGAUAGACCUUUUGAAUUGGUUUAGAAUUACCAAUGCGGUUGUUAAUAAUUGCAUAUGGGCAAUAAAGGCAAGUUUAGUUGGGAUGGCAAAUGCCAAAUUACCGAAUGUUGAUUUAGUAACGGCUUUGGAGGUUUUAAGUUUGGGUAGACCAAAUUUACCAACACAUCAAUUUAAAUUAAGUGGUGAAGGCGAUGAUCUAUACCAAUUAUCAGGUGGUAUGAUAAAAGUACCACCAAAAGUUGUUUUACAGAAGUUAAAGGAUAUGAAUCUUAGCAUAUCUAUUAAAAUUGCACUAAUGGAUGUACCGGAUGCAUUCCGUAAUUACAGUUUUAAGAAUGGUCGAAUAUACAUUUUUGUUCCUGACGAAUAUGAAAUCCAGCUGGCAACUACUGAUUAUCGUGCAUCAUUGUUCUUUGUGGAUAUGAAUUUCUCAUUCUGCAAACAAACGUUACCUUUGGAUAAAUUAAAAUUGGAAAAAGUGAUCAAUGAAAUUUUGUUCAAAAGUGUUAAACCACUAGUGGCAUUACACAAGUUCCUACGUAAAUAUGUGCUGACUUUGAAACUUUAUAUGAUUUACCUCGAACUUGUGGCAUUAGAAGAAAGUGGUAAAUUCUCGGGCGGUCAUUUGGUGCACAGAUAUGAUUCAAAAAGAAGCAUUAUUUCCAUCAGGUACUGGUUACAUAGUAAGAUGGGGAAAAAGAGUAAAAUUACCAUUGGUGUGGAUCGUCGUACUGAAAAUUUAAUUCUAAAAUGGGAUAACGAGUUAGCAUUACAAUCAAAGAGAAUGCCAGUGGUUUAUACCAACAUUUUAGACAAUUUGGAAUCGAUCUUAGAUGAAAUUAUGUUUAACCACUCUCACAUUAUUAGGGCGAAUCUUUUAUCUAAAGGAGUGUUUUUCGAAGAUGAAGAAAACUUAGACGUUUUACUUUUCCAAAUCCCCACGACAUGCAUUUCCAUGGCACCAGUUCAACUAAAGAUCGAUUUAAUCAGUGGGGUGUUCUAUUUCAAGAAUCCAACACCACUAUUGUUGAGUUACGUGUCCCAAAUCAAUAGAGCUGAAAAUGCAGAUGAGCUGAUUAGCGUUUUACAAAGGUUGAAAAGAGACAAGAUUUCACAAGUUUUACGUAACAUGUUUGAGAAAACUGGUUGGGUCUGUAGUAAAGUUAUCAAAUUGGAUCACCCAAUAGCGACUCAAGUCAAUACUGCAGAAUCUUCAAAUAACAAUGGGCCCCUGUCUUCCCCCACCAGCCUUUUGCAGGACGAUUUGUUCAUAAGGUUACCCAAUUGGCCUGCAAAUUGGUAUUUAAUCUUAACUGUGGUUUCAUCGAAUGCAUCAUGCGUGGUGGAAAAACGUAUUGGUAAAAUUGUUUCUAUCAAGGGCCAUUGGAAACUAUCAUAUUUGGGGAACUCUAACGUUACAUCUGCCAAAUUGGAAUCCAUGACUUAUCAAAAAGUUCUCUAUUUGCAAAAGACCAUUUUACACAGGAUUGUUAACCACAUGAUCAUAGACUCUUUGAAUCAAUUGAAAAUCUCUAAUAAAAUUAGUACAGGUGACAUGCUGUCUUCACUACCGGAUUACGUGGUUCAUGGUGCACACCAGGAUAAGGCAAAUGAUGAUAACGAUACUAAUCAUGAAAAUGAUUACACUUCAAUCAUCAUCUUAGAGUUAGAAUCAUUUUUGGAAGGUUCCAAGGCAUUAAACAACAUUCUUGAAAGUUCAAUGUUUAUGCACAUCGAUUAUUACAAUUCAGAAAUCAGUUUGUUUGGUAAAUUCAAAAGAGACACUACCAUGAUUAAAUGUAAAUGUGAUGAACUAUUGAUUCAUUUCGUUCCUGGUGAAUCAUUGGCCUUUUACCUGAGUGAAAAAUUCACCAACUUAAACAUGAUUGUUGAUUAUUUGAUCAAAUUCCGUCAGAAAUUAAUGCAAUUGGUAAUUUUAACGGAUGUAGUGGAAAGAUUACACAAGAAUUUUGCCUCCGAUGAUUUUAAAAUCGUUGCCCUCAAGCCCAAUGAGAUUUCUUUCAAAUAUUUGAAAAAUAAUACGGAUUCUCAAGACUGUACCAUUAGCAUUGUCUCUAACGAACAAAUGGUGGAAAACUUAACGGUUCAACUAUCGCCUUCUAAUCCUCAGCAUAUAAUCCAACCGUUCAUUGAUAAUGGACACAUGGAUUACCAUUUCAUUUUCAAUUAUUUACAAUUCACAUCUUCUCUUUUCACCGUUUUGGAGAACAUUAUCAAACAACAGACAAACUCAGGAUCUUAUACAAUGGUUUCCCUAGGUCUACACAACGUAUGUGAGUACCAAUUGGUCUACCAUAACCCAGAGGCAGGUACUAAAAUUACACUAAUAAUUGAAUUGAAAAACGUCUCUCACAAUGGUGCAAAGAAAGUUCAAUUUUACAUUCAUUUUUCAGAUGAGGAACACAUCUCUACAAAAUCAAUGGCGUAUCCCCUAGUUCACCAAGUGCGUAACCAAGUGUUUAUGCUGGAUCCUAAGGACUCGCCAACGAAUUCCAAUAAGAACAAGAAGUAUCAAGGUGCCGUGAGAUUGGUGGAUGGUAUCUCGUGUGAUCCUACGAAUAUCGAGCCUAUUCUUCUUGAGAUUCAUGAAAUUUUGAGAAUGGAUAGUAACGUCCAAGUGAACAACCCCUCACCAUCGUCAAAUGGAAUCCAACAGCAAACUUCAUCAGCCGCUAAAAUUCCAACAGCUUCUUAA
Messenger RNA from Zygosaccharomyces rouxii, 3165 nucleotides. RefSeq names its product Rgr1p (gene RGR1). Gene Ontology annotation, cellular component: core mediator complex; mediator complex. The record is from RefSeq and is a predicted model, not a curated record. Gene Ontology annotation, biological process: regulation of transcription by RNA polymerase II. The transcript has a single exon. Gene Ontology annotation, molecular function: transcription coregulator activity. The coding region runs from base 1 to 3165 and encodes 1054 amino acids. Lineage: Eukaryota; Fungi; Ascomycota; Saccharomycetes; Saccharomycetales; Saccharomycetaceae.